GCUGUCACGAAAGAGACGAGAAAGGAGGUGGCUGGCCUAGAUAGGCCAUGAUGCUUUUUACUCAAAUCCUUUGUACACGGAGUUGCGUUGACAGAACCACGCUUUGUUGUGUCAGUUACGGGGACAACGUGUUGUUGCGCUUCAGGAGCGACUCAGACUGUAACACGGACGUUGAAUAAAAAAAACCUCAAGGACUGAAACAGACACCAGGCUGUGUCCACACAUGACCGAGCUAUGUCAAGUUUAAAGAAAAGAAAUUCGAAUUCGUCUGCCGAUCGCGAUGUAGAAGACAAGGAGGUUACGGAGAAGAUGCUGUCUCCAGUCGGAGGGGAGAAUGGAAACUCAAGCCGAACAGGAAGCCCACUGGGAAGCCCGGACAAGGUAUCCGUGCCGGGGGAUGACAAGGUUGUGCUAGAGAGAACCAUUACCCUGGUGAACGGCGUUGCUAUCAUUGUGGGUACCAUAAUCGGCUCAGGUAUCUUUGUGACCCCGACUGGAGUGGUGAAGGAAGCUGGGUCAGUCGGACUGUCCCUUAUCGUUUGGGCAGUGUGUGGAGUGUUCUCAACUAUAGGUGCCCUAUGCUAUGCUGAGCUGGGUACCACUAUUUCUAAAUCAGGUGGAGACUAUGCCUACAUCCUUGAAGUCUAUGGUUCCUUGCCGGCUUUCCUGAAAUUGUGGAUCGAGUUGCUCAUCAUCCGGCCGUCGUCUCAGUAUAUUGUCGCUUAUGUCUUCGCUACCUACCUCCUCAAGCCAAUCUUCCCUGACUGCCCAGUUCCCGAAAAUGGGGCGAAGUUAAUCGCCUGUCUUUGCAUACUGCUGCUGACUGCUAUAAACUGCUACAGCGUGAAGGCCGCCACGCGGGUCCAGGAUGCCUUUGCCGCUGCCAAGCUCCUUGCCCUGGGCCUUAUCAUCAUUGUGGGCUUCGUGCAGAUUGGGAAAGGCGACACAGUCCACCUCCUACCUGAGAAUUCAUUCAAGAAUUCUAAUUGGGACUUUGGGAACAUUGGGCUGGCCCUAUACAGUGGUCUGUUUGCCUAUGGUGGCUGGAAUUACUUGAACUUUGUCACAGAAGAAAUGAUUGAACCUUACAAGAACCUGCCUCGUGCCAUCAUCAUCUCUCUACCCAUUGUCACUGUGGUCUACGUACUGACUAACCUGGCCUAUUUCACCACGCUGAGCCCAGAAGAGAUGUUCAAGUCUGAGGCUGUGGCUGUGGACUUUGGAAACUUCCACCUGGGCCCCAUGGCUUGGAUAAUCCCUGUGUUUGUUGGACUGUCCUGUUUUGGCUCUGUCAAUGGCUCUCUCUUCACGUCGUCCAGGCUGUUCUUUGUUGGCUCGAGAGAAGGCCACCUCCCCAGUCUGCUGUCCAUGAUCCACCCCAGCCUGUUGACCCCGCUGCCGUCGCUCAUCUUCACGUGCCUGAUGACUCUGCUGUAUGCCUUCUCCAACGACAUCUUCUCCGUCAUCAACUUCUUCAGCUUCUUCAACUGGCUCUGCAUCGCCAUGGCGAUCAUCGGCAUGAUGUGGCUGCGCUACAAGAAGCCUGAGCUGGAGCGGCCAAUCAAGGUAAAUAUGGGGCUUCCUAUCAGCUUUGUCCUGGCUUGUAUGUUCCUGAUUGUGGUGUCCAUCUGGAAGACGCCGGUUGAGUGUGCCGUCGGCUUUGGCAUCAUUGCCACAGGAGUGCCGGUCUACUUCAUUGGUGUUUGGUGGCAGAACAAACCCAAAUGGCUCCUUCAGUGCAUCUACUCCACCACAGCGCUCUGCCAGAAGCUGAUGGAGGUGGUACCACAAGAAUCCUAAAGAGGACGCACGUGACCGAUCAUCUGCUCAACCCUGCCUAAACCUUGACCCUAGCUGCUCUGUGUGUUCAGUCCGUUCAGUCCCCCGACCUCCUAGAGCUGUAGUGAAGGAGAGUCAGGGCUGAUGGGCCGGUGUACCCCAUGAGAGUCCAUCCCAAAUUCCUCCGCCCGCCCCGAGGCGGUUCCCUGAGUGUCAGUGACUGUCGUUCGGAGAGGGUCGGUCAGUCUUCCCCAGUAGGGCAUCAGCUUUUGUCUGUUGGCGUGGCUUCUUCUAUUUCAGCACCUUACCGGCGGUUGAAUGGAGUGUGUGUGUGUGUGUGUGUGUGUGUGUGUGUGUGUGUGUGUGUGUGUUUGCUUGCAUAGUUUGUAUUUUUCUGGAUGCUUUUAUGUUUUCAGCUUCCCAAGGUCUGUCGUGAUAUUGAAGGCUUUGAAAUGAACUUGGCAAUGGAGAUAGGCGUAACGUUGUCUUUACUUUUAUUAGCAGAACGAAGCAAGGAGAUCGUGCACUUCACACUAACUACCCCUGACCGUUCAUUUUCACAUCCCCUUGGCCGUCAACCUCAAGAUACAGA
Messenger RNA from Esox lucius (northern pike), 2371 nucleotides. RefSeq names its product solute carrier family 7 member 5 (gene slc7a5). The record is from RefSeq and is a predicted model, not a curated record. Gene Ontology annotation, cellular component: membrane. The transcript is spliced from 10 exons. Gene Ontology annotation, biological process: amino acid transmembrane transport; neutral amino acid transport. Lineage: Eukaryota; Metazoa; Chordata; Actinopteri; Esociformes; Esocidae. Gene Ontology annotation, molecular function: neutral L-amino acid transmembrane transporter activity; L-amino acid transmembrane transporter activity. The coding region runs from base 235 to 1800 and encodes 521 amino acids.